AUGCUCUCCACCCUCCUCACCACGGCGCUGGCCGCCACUACCGUUGCCGGCAUGGGCACGGGUUUGAGAUUUCGGCGACAGAAUGCCUCGGACGCUGACGAUGCGAAGAAGCUGAUAGUUGGAGGUGGGCCUACCGGCAUCGUUGCCGCCGCAGACUUCGAUGGCGCCUCCUUCGACAUCGUGGCCAAUGACACCACUACCGGCACCUCGGCCAGCUGGAUGCUGUUCAAGGAACCAAACCUCCUGUAUGCUGUUGACGAGAACAGCAACAACACCAGGCUUUUCAACUUCGACCCUGCUACCAACAACCUGAAGCUGGUCCAGAAUGCCGCUGGAUCAUCUGGAGUCGUCUACCUCGAGUUCAAUCAGGACAAGACCGUCUUGGUGGGUGCUGCAUUCGGCCAGGGUCAGGUCGAUGUAUGGGAUGCCUCGGCACCUGAUGGAACCCUAAAGCUCCUCAAGCAAAUUCCUGUCGGCGGUACUCCAGGCCCUGUCAAGGGACGUCAGGACAGCCCUCACCCUCAUCAGGCCCUUCUUGACCCCAGUGGCCGCUUCUUCGUCGUCAACGACCUCGGCACCGACUCUAUUAUAGUCAUUGAUAGCCAGAACGACUUCAACCUCUCCAAUCGUGUCACAGUUGACGCCGGUAACGGCCCUCGCCACGGCGCUUUCAUUCCUGCUGGCGCCGACAAGGCUACUCACUACUUCCUGGCUUGCGAGAUCACUUCGGUCGUCAAGGUCUUUGAGCUGACAUACACCGGGGACAACCUCGAGUUCAAAGAGAUCCAGUCCAUUUCCACCUUUGGCGCCAACUUCCCACCCGCCAACGCUACCACGGCAUCGGCUGGCGAGUUGGUGACUACCUCAUGUGGCAAGCACCUAUAUGUUUCGAACCGCCUCACGGGCAACACUACCGACAGCAUCUCCCACUUCUCCAUCAACGUGGACAACGCAGCCGCGCCCCUCGCCUUUGUGGACCAGGUCAGCUCCGGCGGCCUGAUUCCGCGCAUGUUCUCUUUGGCUGCCGAUGAAGGCGUCCUUUUGUCAACGAACCAGGAUGGCGAGAACGCGUUGCUAGCUUUGGCCAGGGAUGCGAACACGGGCAGUCUGACCGAGGCGCCCGUCGCCAGUCUCACCUUGGACAAGUUUGGAGGUGCCAAUUUUGGGCCUCAAUUUGUGAUGGAGAUGACCGUGGUGGAGAGUCAGGGGCACCGCCUGCAACGAUGGUUUCCCAUGCGACUAGCAGAGCAGCCUCCUAGACUCCCUGAUCAUGGGCGUCCCCUGUGGAGUCUAGUCUACCGUGGCCGCCCUCACAACAUCAAGCGCCGUGCCCGCACCUGGACAACCAGCGGCAUUGAUCCAGUCCUCGCCUCCGUUCCCAGCAGCAACGGACACAAAGUCUCCCGGUCGCUUCAGGUCUCCUGCGGGCAUCACCUCCGGCACAGACUAACACACGCAAAGAUGUCGCCCUACGCCCCCAAAGUAGGCGAUGCCAUCUCCGCCCUCGACACCCCCUCCAUGAUUGUGGACCUCGACCUGAUGGAGGUCAACAUCUCAAAGCUCAUGGCCCAGCUCCUCCCCACCGGCGUCGACAUCCGCCCACACCUCAAGACCACCAAGUCCGUCUCCCUUGCCCGUCGCCUCAACGCCGCCGGCGCCAAGGGCGGCUGUGUCGCCAAGCUCUCCGAGGCCGAGGUCAUGUGCGCCCUGGGCUUCGACGACCUGCUCAUCACCUGCGAGAUUGUCGGCCCGGUCAAGGUGCGGAGGCUGGUCGACCUGUUCUCCCGCCACCGCAAGCUGAGGAUCGUCGUGGACGACGCUGGCGCCGCGAGUGCCAUCGACGAUGCGCUGCAGGAGGCGGGCUUCACCGAGACCGACGCCAUCAUGACGCUGAUUGACCUCGACGUCGGGCUGCACCGCACAGGUGUCAAGCCCGAGGGCGCCUCGGACCUGGCGAGGCAUGUCGCCGGCUUGAACCACCUGCGGCUCAUCGGCGUCCAGGGGUACGAGGGCCAUCUGCAGCACGUGCACGGGCUCGAGGAGAGGAAGCGGCUGUGUCUUGAGAGUAUGGCCAUUCUCACCGGCACGGCCGAGAAGUUGCGGGCCCAAGGGCACAAUAUCGAGGUGGUAACCACCGGUGGGACUGGCACCGCCGAAUUCUGCGUCACCAUUCCCGGCGUCACCGAGGUGCAGCCUGGGAGCUUCUUGUUCAUGGAUACCGACUACCGCAAUGCGGUCGGGUCCUUCUACGGCAACAGCCUGACCAUUCUGUCAACUGUACUCAGCAAGCAGGGGCCGAGCACAGUGACCAUCGACUCCGGGCUGAAGUCUUUAACAACGGACAGCGGUCUUGCCGAGGCCAAGGACAAGCGGUACACAUAUGGCGUCUUGGGGGAUGAGCAUGGAAGUUUGAGCUGGGAGCCUGGCACCCCCGAGCUGAACGUCGGUGAUCGGGUAGAGAUGAUUCCUAGCCAUAUAGACCCGACUGUCAACCUACAUGACCGCUACUAUGCCUACAGGAAAGGUGUCAUAGAAGAGGUAUGGGAAGUUGAUAGUAGAGGCAAAGUACAAUAA
Diaporthe amygdali is the source of this 2574-nucleotide messenger RNA. Its product is annotated as carboxy-muconate cyclase. Gene Ontology annotation, biological process: D-serine catabolic process. The coding region runs from base 1 to 2574 and encodes 857 amino acids. The transcript is spliced from 6 exons. Lineage: Eukaryota; Fungi; Ascomycota; Sordariomycetes; Diaporthales; Diaporthaceae. The record is from RefSeq and is a predicted model, not a curated record. Gene Ontology annotation, molecular function: D-serine ammonia-lyase activity; protein binding.